AUGAGAAAGAUAAAUAAAGAGAGCUUGGCAUACAAAUAGUAAAAUUGUGAAAUUUACAACAAAAAUUGUGUCGACCCAGACAGAGUUGCCGCAUACAGGGUGUAUCUAGCAUUUUUCAAUUUAUAACUUCAUUCACAGUUGGGCAUAGGAAUUUCGUUAUCGUUGCAGCCUUCUGAAUAACUGAUUUCCAAUCGUUACUUGGAAUUUGGGAGAAUGCCGGCAUAGGAGUUCCCCAGUUGGGAACAGAGGAGAGAGGACCCGCCAACCGCCGACGCUUGGGAGACGACUAGGAGUGGGGAACGGUCCGAACAGCUGAACAACAGAACAACCGAAGUGCCGAUUGCAGAACAGAGGAUAGACGGACAACGUUGGGAAGGGGUUCAAGUUCUAUUCUGGAAAGACGACAUUGGAAGACGAAGGCUUCUUCUCAGACAGUCAGAUUCUCUAUGGACUCUGAGGAUGAAUAAACGAAGAAUGAAAAUCAUAGAAGAACAUGGAGAGAAUCCCAGCCAUGAAGUGUAAUUUUCUUCAUAUUGUUCUUACACGCAGCUUAAAAUUAGCCUGAUACGGCAUUUCUGGCUGCUGAUGGGCAUCUAAGGUUGACUGUCAAAUCUCUACGUAGAAACUGAGCGCUAUCAGACUUCUUUGCAUGUUGUUUUUGCAGGUGUAUAUAUUUGUGUCAUGGAUGAACAGGAGGAACAUAGAAUCUUAAUGGUGUCCGAUUUUUUCUAUCCUAAUUUUGGUGGAGUGGAGAAUCACAUUUAUUAUCUAUCUCAAUGUCUUAUGAAGCGGGGCCAUAAGGUGGUGGUUAUGACUCAUGCUUAUAAAAACCGCUCUGGAGUGAGAUACAUGACAGGUGGCUUGAAGGUUUACUAUGUUCCAUGGAAGCCUUUUAUCAUGCAGAAUACACUGCCAACUUUUUAUGGCACACUUCCCAUCAUAAGAACUAUUCUUAUGAGGGAAAGAAUAUCAUUAGUUCAUGGGCAUCAAGCAUUCUCUACUCUAUGCCAUGAAGCUCUAAUGCAUGCACGUACCAUGGGAUACAAAGUUGUUUUCACUGAUCAUUCUCUUUAUGGAUUUGCUGAUGUGGGAAGCAUUCACAUGAACAAGGUAUUGCAGUUUACUCUGGCUGAUGUAACACAGGCUAUUUGUGUUUCUCACACAAGCAAAGAGAACACAGUCUUGAGAUCAGGUUUACCACCGGAAAAGGUUUAUGUCAUUCCAAAUGCUGUGGACACAGCCAUGUUCAAACCUGCUCCAGAAAAACUCAGCCUUGAGGAAAUUGUUAUAGUUGUGAUAAGUAGAUUGGUUUAUAGGAAGGGGGCAGAUUUGCUGGUUGAGGUUAUCCCUGAAGUAUGCCGUUUGCAUCCCAAUGUUCGCUUCAUUGUUGGAGGGGAUGGACCUAAAAGAGUGCGUUUGGAAGAGAUGAGGGAAAAACACUCUCUCCAAGAUCGAGUUGAGAUGUUGGGAGCUGUCCCACAUGCUAAAGUACAGUCAGUACUAAUUACCGGCCAUAUUUUCUUGAAUAGAAGCAUUUUGUAUAGCUAUAUUAGAAGCCGCAAGUUGUGGAUUGUUGACUGUCAGCACACGUGUUGGGGGAGUUCCAGAAGUUCUUCCAGAUGAUAUGAUUGUUCUUGCAGAGCCAGAUCCUAGUGAUAUGGUACAAGCAAUCACAAAGGCAAUACACAUGAUUCCCCAUAUUGAUCCACUAGUUAUGCACAACCGUAUUAAGAAACUAUAUAGCUGGCAUGAUGUUGCCAAGAGGACAGAGAUUGUGUACGGUCGUGCUCUAAAACACUCAAAUCCUCCUCUACUGGAGCGACUGUCUAGGUACCUCACUUGUGGAGCUUGGGCAGGCAAACUGUUUUACAUAGUUAUGUUAAUUGACUUCUUGCUAUGGCAUCUACUGCGCCUGUGGCAGCCUGACAAUGAGAUUGAGGUGGUACCAGACAUUAACUUGUUGAAACAUCAACAUGGGAAGAUGCCACACGGUUCUAACAAGGAAAACACUUCGAGGUCGAACUCGGCUCAAAGUUAGUUAUAAAAAAUUGUAACCGAUCCAAACUUGUUUGAAAAUCUUCAUUUGCCCAACUUGUUCUCAAUCUCAUUACUAUUCCACGUCUCAAUUAAUUUGUAGACCUGAGUUUUAAUGUGAGGAUAAGAGGAUUCACUUGCUAGCUCUCUUUAUAUCCCCUCCGUGAUAGUAGAAAAUGUAUGGAUUUAAACAUUUCC
Molecule: messenger RNA, 2232 nt
Organism: Cuscuta epithymum
Lineage: Eukaryota; Viridiplantae; Streptophyta; Magnoliopsida; Solanales; Convolvulaceae
Source: the annotation of a GenBank genome assembly